Messenger RNA from Paramormyrops kingsleyae, 2873 nucleotides. Its product is annotated as beta-galactosidase-1-like protein 2. The record is from RefSeq and is a predicted model, not a curated record. Gene Ontology annotation, biological process: carbohydrate metabolic process. Lineage: Eukaryota; Metazoa; Chordata; Actinopteri; Osteoglossiformes; Mormyridae. Gene Ontology annotation, molecular function: beta-galactosidase activity.
AUCUCCAUGAUCCUCCAGUUACUGCCGCGUAUGGGCGGGAAGUGACACAGAAACAAACUUCGGGAAGAAGUUCGUAGAUGGCUGUCGGUAGAAGUUGUGAGUAUAAGGCAUGGGUCAUCGCGUACAGUAACCCAUUGAUAAACAUCAAAUCCCGUAGUUUCAGUUGCGUUUCUUUUAUUCAAGGAAUCGCACGCGUUAGAUUAAUACCGAAUUGAUGCGGGAAGCACUUAUAUAGAAAUAAAUGAUACCCUCGGAUUGAAAACGAGCGCAGCAGAUGAGGAUAGGAGCUCUUCUGGUUGCGAUCGCUUUUAAUUUAUCUUUAAUUUAUGUUAUCAGGCAGUGACACUUGACGCCUGGAAUAUCACCGUGGGCGGCGCGAUCCGCACUUCAGGGUUCCGGCUCUUCCGGAAAAUAUUAACCUCCUACUGCGUGAAUCAUCACGCCAGAUGCCCGAAAACAUUAUCCUGCACAGUCUUCUUUUCGUUUCCAAAUCGCGACAUAAGUGACAGCUCGAUGAGUAUUUUUAACUUGCAUCAUGUUUACAAGCGGCGCCGCGUCGUUUUCUUUCUGGGAAUCCUGGGGAUAAUUAUCUGGCACUUUUCUAGAGACUCCCAAAAGGAGACGCCACUGAGAAGAGUAGGGCUGACCGCCAACUCAUCCCAGUUCACACUGGAUGGAGAGCCAUUCCGCAUCCUCGGGGGAUCCAUGCACUACUUCCGGGUCCCCAGGGCCUACUGGAGUGACCGCUUGCUGAAGAUGAAGGCCUGUGGGAUCAAUACUCUCACCACGUAUGUGGCCUGGAAUCUGCAUGAACCAGAAAGAGGUGUUUUCAACUUCAACUGGCAGUUGGAACUGGAGGCAUACAUCAGGGAAGCAGGCCGGGUGGGGCUCUGGGUGAUUCUCCGUCCAGGACCCUACAUCUGUUCAGAGUGGGAGCUCGGGGGCUUACCUAGUUGGCUUCUGCGUGACAGGAACAUGAAGUUAAGAACCACCUAUCCUGGCUUCACCAAAGCAGUCAACUCCUUCUUCGAUGAGCUCAUCCCGAGAGUCGUCCCAUUACAGUACGUGAACGGAGGCCCCGUCAUUGCAUUUCAGGUGGAAAAUGAAUAUGGAUCCUAUGCAAAAGAUGGCCGAUAUAUGUCCUUCGUUAAAGAGGCGCUGGUCUCCAGGGGAGUCAGGGAGUUGCUGUUCACGUCGGACAACCGGAAUGGUCUGGAUCACGGAUCUGUGAAUGGAGCCCUGAAGACCUUAAACUUCCAGAAACUACGUCCUGAAGACAUCCGACACCUAGAUUCUUUACAGCCCCAGAAGCCCAAGUUGGUGAUGGAAUACUGGUCCGGGUGGUUUGACAACUGGGGUGGUCUCCACCAUGUCUAUGACGUAGAUGAGAUGAUGCGGGUCGUCAUGGAGAUUCUGAACCAAGGAUUGUCCAUCAACCUGUACAUGUUUCACGGUGGCACUAACUUUGGCUUCAUGAGCGGGGCACUGGGCAACCACCCGUACAAGCCGCUGGUCACUAGCUAUGAUUACGACGCGCCUCUUUCUGAAGCCGGGCAUUACACUGCAAAGUACCACCGUCUGAGGACGCUGUUCGGAGGAUUCCACAAUGGCAAUUUACCCAUGAUGCCCGCCGUUCAGUGGAAGAAGGUGUACAGGCCGGUUUCUACCCAUAAGUAUCUGCUGCUUUGGGACGUCUUGGAGGUUCUGGAGAAGCCUCAUGAGUCAGAAAGACCCGUCAAUAUGGAGAACCUGCCGGUGAACAACGGCAACGGACAGUCCUACGGCUACACGCUGUACGAGACCAACAUCACCGGCGGAGGAAUGCUAAACUCCAGGAACCACGUGCGGGACAGAGCCCUGGUGUUCUUGGACAGGCAGUUCAUUGGCGUCCUUGACUACAACACAAUAGAAAUAAUAGUUCCUAACAGGAAGGGCAGACGGAAUUUAAGUUUACUUGUGGAAAACUGUGGGCGAGUGAACUAUGGGAAAGACCUUGAUGACCAGCGUAAAGGUUUGGUUGGUGAUAUUCUACUGAACAAGGAGCCUCUGACAGGCUUCAGAAUGUACAGUCUGGACAUGAAGCCGGACUUUAUUCGAAGACUGAGCUCCAGGUCCUGGAAGCCCAUCCAGAAAGCUCCCUCCUUCCCAGCAUUCUUCCUGAGCAAGCUGUACAUUAGUGGGUACCCAGCAGACAGCUUCAUACAGUUUCCGGGCUGGAAGAAAGGCGUUGCAUUCGUGAAUGGGCAGAAUCUUGGACGGUACUGGUCCAUUGGGCCUCAGCAAACUCUUUACCUUCCAGGACCCUGGCUCAAGACUGGAAUGAAUCAGUUCAUUUUGUUUGAGGAACAGGAGUCCGACUUCAAAAUGCAGUUCACCAACAAUCAUGACCUGGGAAUGACUGUCGACGUUAAUUAAAACAUCUUUAGCCAAUCUGUCCAGCUGCUGCACAUAUAGAUAUCUGUCCGUGAGGGUCACUCCACCGUGUUCCUGGCGCACUCUUUGGAGUGUUUUGAGUGUGAAACCCUCACACUGAAUUAUAGGCACUGUGUGCUUGUAUUUUUCUUGCAAGGUCAGAAUUCCAGUUGAAAAAUUGAAAAACUUAUUUUGUAGUCUGAAAUAUUUUUUUUUAUUAAUUUUUAAAGCACACGUCUGGAUGUAAUUUUAUUGCGUGUUGACAGGCAGCCAAACCUGGUUUUGGUCUUUUUACCCAUAAUUUAUGGUAUUUCUAUAUAGAACUGAAGACAAAACAGUGUUAUGCAUUGAACAUACGCAGAUAAUUUAAUCAUGUGUCACAACAAUUACACUUGAAUUAAAAAUUAGCUCCUUUUUGAAACGUUGGUCUUUUAAAAUACAAUAAAUACCUUUUCUCGUGA